Molecule: messenger RNA, 330 nt
Organism: Bipolaris maydis ATCC 48331
Lineage: Eukaryota; Fungi; Ascomycota; Dothideomycetes; Pleosporales; Pleosporaceae
Source: RefSeq, a predicted model, not a curated record
AUGCCUGACCGCGAUGCCUGCCUGCCGCGGGCCACCGGCUCCGCCCUGCCAACUUGCUAUCGUGUGCUGCCCGUGUCCGAACGCAGGGCUCCUCCUCCUCUCUGCAAGCGCCUGCCCGCCACCCCGACCUUGCUCCUCCUCAUCGCCUCUCCUCCACUGCCGCCGCCACAGCCAGCAUCCACCACCAGACCCGGCACGCCCGUCGUCUCGCCCGGGCAAACUGAUUUCCAGCGACAAUUGCCGUCUGGCCUGCACCGUCUGCCAGAGGCAAUGCGCUGGACACGCCCCAUGGCUGCAGCAGCGCCAGCUCGGGCCUAUCCGAUUUGCUGA